Messenger RNA from Delphinapterus leucas (beluga whale), 2510 nucleotides. Lineage: Eukaryota; Metazoa; Chordata; Mammalia; Artiodactyla; Monodontidae. The record is from RefSeq and is a predicted model, not a curated record.
ACACACUUUAGAUAAGGACAAUUAGUCACCAGCGAGACCCUGUAGGAAGAGAGGUUUAAAUCAGAGGGAUUUAAUGAGGGUGCUCUGUGCCUUUCCUGAAGCCAUGCCCUCCAGCAACUCCCGCCCCCCCGCGUGCCUAGCCCCGGUGGCUCUCAUCUUGGCUCUGUUGCUCCAUCUCUCCCUUUCCUCCCAAGCUGGAGACAGGAGACCCUUGCCUGUAGACAGAGCUCCAGGUUUGAAGGAAAAGACCCUGAUUCUACUUGAUGUGAGCACCAAGAACCCAGUCAGGACAGUCAAUGAGAACUUCCUCUCUCUGCAGCUGGAUCCGUCCAUCAUUCAUGAUGGCUGGCUGGAUUUCUUAAGCUCCAAGCGUCUGGUGACCCUGGCCCGGGGACUUUCACCUGCCUUUCUGCGCUUCGGGGGCAAAAGGACCGACUUCCUGCAGUUCCAGAAUCUGAGGAACCCGGCAAAAAGCCGUGGGGGCCCCGGCCCGGAUUACUAUCUCAAAAACUAUGAGGAUGACAUUGUUCGAAGUGAUGUUGCCUUGGAUAAACAGAAAGGCUGCAAGAUUGCCCAGCACCCUGAUGUUAUGCUGGAGCUCCAACGGGAGAAGGCAGCUCAGAUGCAUCUGGUUCUUCUAAAGGAGCAAUUCUCCAAUACUUACAGUAAUCUCGUAUUAACAGCCAGGUCUCUAGACAAACUUUAUAACUUUGCUGAUUGCUCUGGACUCCACCUGAUAUUUGCUCUAAAUGCACUGCGUCGUAAUCCCAAUAACUCCUGGAACAGUUCUAGUGCCCUGAGUCUGUUGAAGUACAGCGCCAGUAAAAAGUACAACAUUUCUUGGGAACUGGGUAAUGAGCCAAAUAACUAUCGGACCAUGCGUGGCCGGGCAGUAAAUGGCAGCCAGUUGGGAAAGGAUUACAUCCAGCUGAAGAGCCUGUUACAACCCAUCCGGAUUUACUCCAGAGCCAGCUUGUAUGGCCCUAAUAUUGGGCGGCCCAGGAAGAACGUCAUCACCCUCCUAGAUGGAUUCAUGAAGGUGGCAGGAAACACAGUGGAUGCAGUUACCUGGCAACAUUGCUACAUUGAUGGCCGGGUGGUCAAGGUGAUGGACUUCCUGAAAACUCGCCUAUUAGACACACUCUCUGACCAGAUUAGGAAAAUUCAGAAAGUGGUUAACACAUACACCCCAGGAAAGAAGAUUUGGCUUGAAGGUGUGGUGACCACCUCAGUUGGAGGCACAAACAAUCUGUCAGAUUCCUAUGCUGCAGGAUUCUUAUGGUUGAACACUUUAGGAAUGCUGGCCAAUCGGGGCAUUGAUGUUGUGAUUCGGCACUCAUUUUUUGACCAUGGAUACAAUCACCUCGUGGACCAGAAUUUUAACCCAUUACCAGACUACUGGCUCUCUCUCCUUUACAAGCGCCUGAUUGGCCCCAAGGUCUUGGCUGUGCAUGUGGCUGGGCUCCAGCGGAAGCCACGGCCAGGCCGAGUGAUCCGGGACAAACUAAGGAUUUAUGCUCACUGCACAAACCAUCACAACCACAACUAUGUUCGAGGGUCCAUUACACUUUUUAUCAUCAACUUGCACCGAUCAAGAAAGAAAAUUAAACUGGCCGGGACUCUCAGGGACAAGCUUGUGCACCAGUACCUACUGCAGCCCUAUGGACAGGAGGGCCUGAAGUCCAAGUCAGUGCAGCUGAAUGGCCAGCCCUUAGUGAUGGUGGACGAUGGGACCCUCCCAGAACUGAAGCCCCGCCCCCUGCGGGCCGGCCGGACAUUGGUCAUCCCUCCAGUCACCAUGGGCUUUUAUGUGGUCAAGAAUGUCAACGCUUUGGCCUGCCGCUACCGAUAAACCCCCUCACACUCACAAGUCGCCAGCAGGCCUGCUGGACUGCUUUCCACUCUUCUGCCCUAAUGGUAUCAGUAUUUUUCAGGCAUCUUCUGAGCAACAAACCAGUCUCUGCCGCCCCAUCCUGCUGGAAUCAACACUAACUUGCUCUCCAAAGAGACAAAUACCCUAGCAUGAGCUUAGCCUAGGUAGGUCACUUCUACCCCAAAGGAAAAUGUAGACCUCUAAGCACGAAGGUAUGUGUGUAGAGCUGUAUGCACCCUUGUACAUGCACCGUGAGAACAAGCUGACAGUGCACUUCCAGGACAAAUGAAAUAACUCCCCACAAUCCUGGUCACAUAGCAAAAUAACUACAGACCUUAGCCUGUGGCUGCUGCCCUCGGCAGAAGAUGAGGAAGGAAAAAAACCCGGUGGACAUUUGAGAGCCCAGUCCCCCCUAACUCCUUUCCUUUGUUUGUUCCCUGCUGUUGCCCUGGGUUUCGUAUCACCUCUCCUCCCAUAGGGGAGCAAGUGGGUGAGUCAGUGCUGGCCUGCUGGGCGAGCUGUUAAUGUAAUUUCCUGGCUCAUGUAUGAGUGUGUGCAUCUGGGUUUCUGACAGUGGCAUCAAUCACUAGCUAUUCCUCUGGGAAGCGGGUGCUUCAAAAGUAAAAUUGCAAUCAUA